Molecule: messenger RNA, 991 nt
Organism: Salarias fasciatus (jewelled blenny)
Lineage: Eukaryota; Metazoa; Chordata; Actinopteri; Blenniiformes; Blenniidae
Gene: pnp4b
Product: purine nucleoside phosphorylase 4b
Exons: 7
Coding region: 44-928 (294 amino acids)
Biological process (GO): nucleoside metabolic process
Cellular component (GO): cytoplasm
Molecular function (GO): purine-nucleoside phosphorylase activity
Source: RefSeq, a predicted model, not a curated record
UCUUCUUCUCUUUCUUCCUUCCUGUCCUGGUGAAGGCUGCACGAUGCACACUAAAGGAGACUCCUGCUGCUGCUCCUUUGAGGACUAUAAACUCACCACCGAGUGGCUGAUGAACCAGACGAGUCUCCGUCCGAAGGUGGCGGUGAUCUGCGGUUCGGGACUCGGCCUCCUGGCCGACCGCGUUGCGAACAAGCAGGCGUUCAGGUAUCAGGACAUCCCCAACUUCCCCGUCAGCACAGUGCCGGGACAUGAAGGCUGCCUGGUGUUUGGGACCAUCCAGAACACGCCGUGUGUCUUCAUGCAGGGACGCUUCCACCUGUACGAAGGUUACUCCCUCUGUCAGGUGACCUUUCCAGUGAGGAUCUUUAAGCUGAUGGGGGUGGAGUCUCUCCUGGUGACCAAUGCUUCUGGGGGAAUCUGUCCCGAUUUCAAAGUAGGAGACAUCAUGCUGAUCAAAGACCACAUCAACCUGCCUGGAUUUGCUGGACAACAUCCUCUGUGUGGGCCCAACGAUGAGCGGUUUGGGAUCAGGUUCCCGUGUAUGUCGGAUGCCUACAGUAAGGAGCUGAGGGCGAUGGCCAUGGACAUCGGCUCGGAGCUGGGAUGCGGUGGAUUCAUCAGGGAAGGAGUUUACUGUAUGGUGAGCGGACCGAACUUCGAGACCGUGGCUGAAGCCAGAAUGCUGCACAUCCUCGGCUGCGACUCCGUGGGUAUGAGCACAAUUCCCGAGGUGACCGUGGCCAAGCACUGUGGACUGAGAGUCCUCGGUCUGUCGCUCAUCACCAACAAGGUUUCUCUGGACUACAGCCGCGAGGAGAAGGUGAACCACGAGGAGGUUCUGGAGAUCGGUAAGAUGAGGGCGGAGGUUCUGCAGAAACUGGUCACCACACUCAUCAGCUGCUGCCAGCAGAGCAUCAACACUCACUGACCGACCAGAAAGCAUCGCAGCGCCUCCGGAGAGUCCAGCAGCAAAGCUUCAGUCGUCUCUGUG